AUAAAUGAUCAGAUUUGUCGAAGAUGUCGAAGAAAUUAGUUCUCUUGACGAUUUUUUAUUUCGGAAGCUAUGGUAUUUGUUUACCACAAAAUUGUCCGUGUAGUAAAAGUCAAUAUAGUUAUUCGGGUCCACCUCAGUUGGUGUUAGCGCGACCAUGGUCAGGAUACAAUGCGGAUUCGCCGACAUAUUUACCAUUUCCGCUGGUAAUUUCCCGUGGUACCAGAGCGAUAAAAUCUGCCUUAGAAUCUCCUGAAGAAGCUGACAAGAAAUUAAAAACAGACCUUGUAGAUUUGGAAGAAGACAAAAAUCCAAAGGCUCAAAAUAAUAUUAAGCCGAAGGUUGCGACGCCACUUAGGCGGCGAAUUAAGAUAACAAACAUAGAUGACUGGAGUUCUAAUUCUGAAGAAAAAGUAGCGAUGAAGAACAAGGCAGAAACAGAAGAGAGUUUGAGUGAAGAAAUAGAAGAAGAAGAAGAAGAAGAAGAUGAAGAAAGUUCAGAUGACCAAAGAGAUAUUGAUACACUGAAUCUUCUUGGACAGUUAUUCCAAGUGCUGGCUUUGCAGUACCAAAAAGUUUUCGGCGAUAAAAAUAAUCUGAGUGCAACGAAUUCUUCUUCUGUUAAGUCUGAUGUUGAUGACGAGGAGCAAGAAGAUUAUGGGGAUUAUUCUUAUGAUUCAGUGCCUACGCAGAUUGAGAGCCCGGAAACGGAGCAAAAGAUUGCGAAGAAAGAAAAAAGAAAAGCUGAGGUACAGAUAGAAGAAAAGGAAAAGGUGCCGAAAAAGGUGCAGAGAAUAAAUUAUAAUAACACAACUACGGCAAAGCCUUCGGAUUGAUUAGUGUGUAUUUAAAAAGUAAAUAUUUAUAUUUGUAAUUUGUAAAUUAGAAUGUAACUAGCAGAUAAAAUAUUGAUUACGUAGGUUUUUUUUUUUAAUGAAAGUGAUAUAAAUUGUUUGAAUUGCAUGGAUUGCAAAAUAAAUGAACAAAAUAUAUUUUUUGAGUUAUUAGA
Cotesia glomerata is the source of this 1006-nucleotide messenger RNA. RefSeq names its product nucleolin-like. The record is from RefSeq and is a predicted model, not a curated record. The coding region runs from base 24 to 833 and encodes 269 amino acids. Lineage: Eukaryota; Metazoa; Arthropoda; Insecta; Hymenoptera; Braconidae. The transcript is spliced from 2 exons.